GUCCAACUUCUACCCUGAACUAGGUGCCUACAGUUCUAGAGAUCCUUCUGUUAUUGAAGCACAUGUGCUCCAACUUAGAACAGCAGCAGUAGUAUAUAGCUACAAACCCCACAACCGCACACAGGAGAGAGGAAGUGCGAACAGUCUACUCCCAUUUGGUGGUCUUUGAACAUGACAUCAACAGAACGCCACAGGAGUCACUGAAGAGACCCAUAGAGACUUUCCCAACACAUCCCACCCUACUCUAUUCCUGCCUCCACUUGGGGGAAUCCCCGUCGGCUGUGACAUAGCCUAGACUCAAACCUGUGAGCUGAGAGCUCAGCUUACACAUGGCCAGGUGUCUUUACUGGUUGAUUAAUUCAAAAGGUCCUGAAAAACAUGUUAAAACACCUUUUCGUGAUGCCUUGAUCAAGGCCAUCAGAGGAUAUGAAAGAACUGCGUGGGUUUUACUGUUAUUUAACCUGUUCAAUUUAAAUAGUUUUGGUAUUUUGCUGCAAUCAUAGCUUACCUCUUGAAUGUAAAUGUUAAGAACAACAGCAGGCUUUUUCUGUAUUUUGUUUUACCUGUCUCCAUUUACUUUAUGUGGUGUAAUUCAGUUUUAUGACAUUGUAAAAGCUUCUGAGCCUGAAUUGAUACUUUUCUGUGCACAGCAAUACAAGUUAUUUCCCUCUACCAUGUGUUUCUGUGAAUGCAGGCUCUUGUCAGCUCCCAGAGCAGACAGAAGGGGUUUAUUGUGCUGUUUCAUGUUCCCAGACCCUGCUGAGAUGAAUAAAGGGGUUUUGUAGUUUGUUGAAAAGAGAACAAAAAUCAAUCCGCAAGAAUAGUCUUUUGGUGUUCUAGCAUUACUAUGUUCUUUGAUGUUAAAAUACAAAUGUCCAUAUUCAAGAAGUGCUUCCUCCAACAUUUUGUGUUUGCUGUUUUCACAGACUGUGGAAAGAUGACACUGAGAAAUACAGAGGUGACAACCAUUGUCAUUCUCCAGAUUUACCUUGUAUUCUGCAUGGCCCAUGAUGUCUUACAUAUAAAGACCUUUACUAUGUUCACAAUCAUGUUCUUCCAUUCGUUUAUUUACAUUUUUUGGAUUGCUCAAUGCAAUUUGAAUAAUUUUGAAUAGUACUAAACUGCAUUCAUUUUGUAUGUAUCCUUUUGUUGCUGAUGCUGCACAAAUAUCAUGAAAUUAAAUUAAAUUCAGUAGAGGGCACUGUGAUACCGCUGUUUUUAAUUUCACUGGGUUUUGGAUGUACAGGAUGUGCAGACAGUACAACAUUGCCUUCAGGAUAGUUUGUGUUGAUGUACAGUAGCAGUAUACUAUUAUAUUUGAACCAUUAAUACCUUAAAGCAUCCAACUACUUAAAGAAAUGUUGGAUCACUUAAAUUAAGUUACCACCUUUUUAAUUUUAGCACUAAAGAUUAUGAGGAUCAGGUAUGCUGGGAAAAGGAAGUAGCAGAUGGUUUAAACAGAAUGACGCAUUGCACAGUUUUAUUAAUGAAGACAAGUCCUGGAACCUUACUUGCUGCACUUCCUGCAGGCUCACCCUGAAGUGAAAAAGUUCCAGUAGGAAAACGCUUGUCUUCAUUCUGUUCAUGUAACUAGGUGUCCUGGCCCUGUCUUGGUAUCCACCUGGCAUGAAGGAUGACAAUGGUGAGCCCACUGAUGAGCUGGUGCUUCUCAUCAUGGAUAUUGCUCAUAAAUAUCAAGUGAAGGUCACCUUUCACAUUGAGCCAUAUAAAGGACGAGAUGACCUGAGCAUGUUCAACAACAUUAAGUACAUUGUAGAGAAGUAUGGUGACCACCCUGCUUUCUACAGAUACAAAACAAACACUGGGUUGCUCCAUCCACUGUUUUAUGUUUAUGAUUCCUAUUUGAUUAGUCCUGAAAUGUGGGCACGUCUCCUCAAAGAUACAGGCCAACACAGCAUCAGGAACACUCCAUAUGACGGCAUUUUUAUUGGUCUCCUUGUGGAAGAGAAGCACAAGACAGGCAUCUUGACAGCUGGGUUUGAUGGCAUGUACACGUAUUUUGCCACAAAUGGAUUCUCCUAUGGUUCAUCACAUCGUAAUUGGAAAUCCAUAAAAAGGUUCUGUGACAGCAAAAAUCUGAUGUUCAUUCCGAGUGUUGGGCCUGGUUAUAUUGACACAAGUAUCAGACCGUGGAACUUCCACAACACACGACACCGCAUCAAUGGAAAAUACUACGAAACAGCAUUAAGUGCUGCCUUGGAAGCAAGGACAGAUAUUGUUUCUAUAACUUCUUUUAACGAGUGGCAUGAAGGAACUCAAAUCGAGAAAGCAGUGCCAAAAACAUCUGCUCUGAACACUUAUCAGGACUACCUGCCUCAUAAACCAAGUAUAUAUUUAGAUAUUACCCGCAAAUGGGCUGAAAGAUUCACUAAAGAAAGAGAGAAGUGGCUCAUAUGAAACAGGGAAACUGGCAAGAAUGUAUAAACUGAAAAUGCCUCUCUCAUUUUAUUGGUUAUGCGUUCAUUUUAUGUAUCAGACAAAUGAUCGAGACAGAAAGGAAACCACUAAUAUGCACAGUAAAUUCAGUUUUGUUGGUCAGUAGGUGUUUAAUGUUAAGUUUUACAAAACGGUAAUCUUUCAAGAUUCCCAUGCUGGCCAAACAUAAUUAAAAUUGUGAAAUGUUAUAAUUUCCUGUUCGGUGAGAGUUUCUUAAAUUCAAAUUGAAUUGAUUUAAGUGUUUUGUUUCGUAAUGAAUGAUUUAAGUAUUUAGAUAUUUUUUUUUAUAAACUGUGUAGAACAAUGUGUGUCAUGUUUCUCAUUAUUUGGGUUGUCUUUUGUUUCAGUGUUUUUGCAGUGCAAUGCAUGAAUUGUUUUGAACGAGAGCACUGUGCUACUGCUUCUAAAUUCAUUGAUCAUUGAUCUCGUACCUCUGGUUUUUGGAUAGUGGGGAAAAUUGAAAACCAUGCCAAAAGUAAAUUAGAUUAUAUUUUUUAAAUUUGUGAUUUGUCAUUUCAUUUUUCUUAGGAAAUGACAGACCCCAUAACUGUAAAAUUAUAUAGUGAUGUAAGGCUCAUUUUAAAUUUGUAUUUGUAGUUUACAGAGUUAAGAUAAGUACUCUUAACAUACUUUCAUACUUCUUUAUUUAGUUCAUAUUCUUUAAGAGAAGUAUGAAAAUCAAAUCCUCUCCCUACACUCAUCAGACAUUAAUAAGACUUGCUAUUUUUGCCAGAUAUGCAGUACUUCACAAUUUUCAAUUUUUUACAUUCACAUUCUGUUUUCAUAAACUUGAUGUUCACAGUUCAAAACAAAGGCUUUGAGAUGCUCUCCAGUGAGCAGGCUGAUGAGCCUUAUACAUAAAAUAAUUCAAUUCAAGGGUUAAAUAUGAUUUAGGCUUGUGACUUCAAUUCACCAUACUCUAAGAGAUGCUAUUUUUAAAGAGGUGUGAAAACUGUCUUCAGUCGGCUGAGCCCGUGUCUUAACUCAUUUUCCUCUCUUUUCCUGAAUGUCUCCUUUCUGUUGACAGCUAACUUACUGCUGUGUUACCGAAAUGUACAACAACACCUCAGACCUGUGCAUAAACUAAAUGUUAUAUUUGGGAACUGUGGCAAGUCCUUUUUAUUUUUGCCUCUGCCACUUUUAAAAUUGCUGUGAAAUGCCAAACCCCCUAGACUGUAAAAUUAUGGGACGUUACAUCAGAGUCAAAGUUCUGCUGGCAGAUUAAACGACUUUACCACCAUUUUGGAUUUUUAAUCAAAUCUAAGGAAUUUAAAAAAUUGUAGUUCUCUAAAAUAGAACAUAGUAGAGUUUUAAAACAUGGCGGACCAUGUUCCACCCUUUCCAUGAUAAUGAAGAGGUGGAAUCAUUUGGCCUCCAUUUUGGAUUUGGGUGAAGAACCUCUCUAACACAGUUAAAUAUUUAAAAAUGUUUUUAAUUACUUUUAUAAAGCCAUAUUAUUUACAGCUUCUUAAAAAUAAUGAAGAUGAUUUUUACAGAUGUUGAUUUGGAAAAUAAUUGUAUGUAUGUUAAAUACAGUACCAGCUACCUUUUGAACAUACGUAGCAAUAUGAUUACAAAAGAGUAGAGGUAAUUUGGUCCAUCUAGACACUUUGGAAGGUCUUAAUUGGUCCAAAGAUCUCAUUGCACUGUUUCUUGAGAGAUGUCUGGAUCUGCUCUCCAUUAUGUGAACAAGUUCUUUUAGUUUUCCAAUUUUUUCCAACUGCAAAUGUUCAAAUGGUGAGAGCACAGCGACAAAGUACUGCUACAGUAUUUACUGUACUACAAUAAUAAGCGCUUAUAUUAAACACACAAAACUAGCAUCAUUGUUAUUGUUGUAAUGUAUUUGCUCUUUCUACGUUGGAGGGUGCACUGUGUACCAUAAUAAUUUACUUAAAAAGCAUUUUAUCAGAUGCAAAUGAUUUACAGCCUAUUGCUCUUGCAGCUGUAUUACAUAGUUCCUGGGGGACAUUACAGUGAUUUCACAAUUCUGUAUUAAGCAUGUGGUCUUUCUUUAUGUGAAUUUUAAUUUAACAUUUAAAAAUCUGAGCAACAUGUUUAGUUGUUUUGGUAAAUAAUAUUUUACUGCUGCUUGCAGUUGAUGUCGCAGAGGUUGAUGGCACAGUAUGGCAGUUUGAAAUGAAAUAAAGUCUAUAAUAUCUCAUAUAAAACUCAAUAAAAGAAACAGCUUAGUAAA
Molecule: messenger RNA, 4651 nt
Organism: Lepisosteus oculatus (spotted gar)
Lineage: Eukaryota; Metazoa; Chordata; Actinopteri; Semionotiformes; Lepisosteidae
Source: RefSeq, a predicted model, not a curated record